Molecule: messenger RNA, 1021 nt
Organism: Ixodes scapularis (black-legged tick)
Lineage: Eukaryota; Metazoa; Arthropoda; Arachnida; Ixodida; Ixodidae
Exons: 1
Molecular function (GO): sequence-specific DNA binding
Source: RefSeq, a predicted model, not a curated record
AGUGAGAUCAGGCGCCGAGGCGCGCCAUGCAUUGCUGUGAAACGGCGCAUGUGGAAAGGUCCCGGAUGUACGCGGUGGCGCUGCGGACGUAGUGGCUGUAGGAUUCGACCGCCUGCGAGCGUUCCGGAGGCCCUGAGCGCGCAGCUUCGGCUUGCGUUUGGUCGAUUUUGCAGCGUUUGCAGCUCGAAGUUUGCCCCCAUUUUGAACCGCUCUUCACCCCGUGUUACCCGUGUCUGCUGUCGUUUAUGGCCAAUGAAGUACCAUGCCGAAUCGACGUCGACAACGCCACUGCUUCGCUCCGGCGUGCCAGACAGGCUAUCAAUGGCGGAAAGGUGAGGAGCCGUCGCUGUUCUCAGUACCCAAGGAGGAAGAAGAAAGAAAACUUUGGGAGCGGAACUUGCAUCGCAAGGAUAAGCUCCUCGACGAAACCUGUUCGGUGUGUGAGCUUCAUUUUGAGCCAUCGUUUAUAACGCGAGACUUCGUUCACGUUGUAAACGGAGAAGAGGUGCGCAUUCCGCGCGGAAAGCCGCAGCUCUUGCCUGGCGCUGUGCCGACGUUGCUGCCGAAUGCUCCGAGCUACCUGUCAAAGAAACCGUCGCAGCCGAGGCCCCCGAGAAAGCGGAAGAACGCCGAUGCUUCCUCAGUUGACGGUAAAAAAAAGCAAAACACUGCCUCUCCAACUGCCUGCAGCAGCACUGGCAGCACCACACCGGUUGCAACCGAUACCGGGGCGUUUGAUGAAGCUGAUGAAGCCUGUAUGCCCGAAGAAUACUCCAAGCUGUGUGUCCCCUCCGAGUACUGGAGCUGUCACCGAGUUCCGAGCCUCAGUGGUCUCGUGUAUUGUAAACUUAAAAUGUGUGACAAUGAAGUUUUAUCCGAGAGAGUAGUUAUUUUUUCACGAGACAGCAGGCCUGGAGUUGUAUACACUGUUCAUCUUUGUGGCCGCAUGGCUGAAGGAGGACGCGUCGUCAGCGGCGAGGAAGCGGAGGUUCUUCUCCGAGACGUCGACUCGUAUCGUCUC